UUGCGCUGCUCCAGAGCCUUCGGCCCCAGCCGCUGCCCGACCGCCUCCGGGCGGCGAGGGGAGCGAGACUCCGGGCAGGGCUGGGGCCUGGGAGCUCACGCCCCACUGCCCGCUUCCGCCCGGCUCUCUUCGAACCGAGAGCAGAGGCAGGGGCGCGCGCCAGCAACCCAGCGCCGGAGACCCCCUGUCCCUUGCCUGCCGAGAGCGGCAGGCUGCCUCCCUCUGUCGAGACUGUCCCGGAGCAGGCAGGAGUGGGCAGCAUGGAGGGGGAGCCCUCCCAGCCUUCCAACGGCAGCCAGCCCCCAAGGCAGAAUGGGAGUGAUGCUGAGGCCACCCCAGCUGCAAACUUCACCUUCUUCUCCUACUACCAGCACUCCUCCCCAGUGGCGGCCAUGUUCAUCGUGGCCUACGUGCUCAUCUUCCUCCUCUGCAUGGUGGGCAACGCCCUGGUCUGCUUCAUUGUGCUCAAGAACCGGCACAUGCGCACUGUCACCAACAUGUUUAUCCUCAAUCUGGCCGUCAGCGACCUGCUGGUGGGCAUCUUCUGCAUGCCCACCACCCUUGUGGACAACCUCAUCACUGGGUGGCCCUUCGACAACGCCACAUGCAAGAUGAGUGGCUUGGUGCAAGGCAUGUCAGUGUCAGCUUCUGUUUUCACACUGGUGGCCAUUGCCAUGGAAAGGUUCCGCUGCAUCGUGCACCCUUUCCGCGAGAAGCUGACCCUGCGGAAGGCGCUGCUCACCAUCGCGGUCAUCUGGGCCCUGGCCCUGCUUAUCAUGUGCCCCUCGGCUGUCACACUGACGGUCACGCGCGAGGAGCAUCACUUCAUGGUCGACGCCCGCAACCGCUCCUACCCGCUCUACUCGUGCUGGGAGGCCUGGCCCGAGAAGGGCAUGCGCAAGGUCUACACGGCGGUGCUCUUCUCGCACAUCUACCUGGCGCCGCUGGCGCUGAUCGUGGUCAUGUGA
Messenger RNA from Vicugna pacos (alpaca), 968 nucleotides. The record is from RefSeq and is a predicted model, not a curated record. Lineage: Eukaryota; Metazoa; Chordata; Mammalia; Artiodactyla; Camelidae.